Messenger RNA from Clonostachys rhizophaga, 1662 nucleotides. NCBI's taxonomy places the organism in Eukaryota, Fungi, Ascomycota, Sordariomycetes, Hypocreales, Bionectriaceae. The record is from the annotation of a GenBank genome assembly.
AUGGCUUCCAAUACCUGCUCCCAUUCUGUUUACUACCGAAAGGCUGUGCCACCCCAGGAGGUCUCACCUCUCCAGCCGGUUCCUCCCCUUCAACAUUCAACUACUCUCCUGGAGGAUGGAAAGACGCUAUUCGAGCAGGAUGUGGCCAUUCCCAUGCGGGACGGUGUCUUGCUCUAUGCCGAUGUGUACCGUCCUGAUCCUAGUCUGAAAGCUAAGACGCCUACUCUUGUACUAUUCGCGCCAUUCGGAAAGCACGGAGCUGUUCCUCGAGAGAGGUUUCAGAACAUGGGAGUUGAUUUCAAAAAGCUGAGCCAGCAUACUCAUUGGGAACUACCUGACCCUCUCCCAUGGUGCGGAGAAUGGGGAUAUUCCUUCUUGUUGGUUGAUCCAAGGGGCACCUGGUGGUCCGAAGGUGAUGCCUCGAACCACAUCUCGCCAGAGGAAGGUAGGGACGGGUCCACCGGCGAUAUUGGCUGGGGAGGUGGUGUAUCCUACUACGCAAUGUCCGCAUACCAGACCGCCGUGCUGAAGCCACCUCACUUGAAGGCCAUCAUGCUUUGGGAAGGCAUCUCGGACCUCUACCGCGAGGUCAACGCGCCUGGCGGCAUCCCCAAUGUCCCCUUUCAGCACUUCUGGAUGACCAUGACUGGCAACGGCCUCGCCGUGACUGAAGAUCAUGCUGUGGCCAUCCUCGAGCAUCCCCUAUUUGACGAGUACUGGCAGUCCAAAGUGGUAGACUGGGGCAUGAUUGAUGUCCCGGUUUUGGCGGUGACGGGAUGGUCAUCACUCGGCCUUCAUCUCCGUGGAACAAUCGAGGCUUGGAAGCAAAUGUCUUCACCACACAAGUACCUGAUCAUUCACGCUGGCCGAGAGUGGUCCGAGUUCUACAAAAACGAAAACAUUAGCAAGCAACGCUCGUUCUGGGACCGCUACCUACAAAACGCUGCGAACGACGUAGACAAAUGGCCUAGAGUUGAGCUUGCUGUCAGGACGUCGGCCACAGAGAGCUUGCGGCGUUUGGAACUCGAUUUCCCCCCCAAAGCACAACUCAUCAAGUAUCGACUGUCGGCCGAUGGCACCCUCGACCUCAACGACGGCAAUGUCAGCAACAGCCCCCCCAAAUACGCCUCGUUUAUAGCACACAAGUCCAGUUCCGUCGCUUCCUUCGAUGUCAAGAUUGAUCGGCGUAUCGAGAUUACCGGGUACUCUUCCGUCAAGCUAUUUAUCCAAGCGCUCUCUUUCCCCGACGUGGACUUGUUUGUCGCGCUGCAACAAAUCGACAAGGAUGGCCAGACUGUCAAAUUUUUCCACUCUACACAGAAGCUAGAAGCCGACGCAAGCUUUGGCUGGUUGCGCGCCUCUCAGCGGGAACUUGACACAGCCAAGAGCAUCCCUGAGAGGCCGGUUCACCUUCAUCAGCGACGCCUUUGGCUACGGCCCCAGGACAUUGUUGAAGUCAACGUUGAGCUAUGGCCUAGCAGCACAAUUUGGGAAGCUGGCGACACGCUCCGCCUGGCCGUUAAAGGGACAACUUUUACCGAUCCAGAACACAUGACGCAGUUCAAAGGGCCGAGCCACAGUUUCGGCGAAGUUAGGAUCUGGAUGGGUGGAGAAUAUAAGAGCGAGUUACUUGUCCCAGAGGUCACGGCUUCUCUAGGAUAA